UCGCUCACAGACCGACAGCUGCCGGAGAAGCAGGGAACAUGGUGGUGUCGCUCAGAGUGAACGGGACCUAAGGGUUAUAGCGAAAAAUACGGCUGAUGAUACAGAGUGGAGUCUGUCUGAUCAGAGACUGACUCGUUCAGCUGCCAGCUCCCAUCUGAUCAGACAGAACCCUGUGCCCAGACCCUGCGCCAAAACCAGAGCUGAGCCACUUUACCUGGGGCCAAGGACACCAGAACGUCUCAGCAUUCAACCCCACUAUCUCUGGAGCUGAGCCACUCAACCAGGGAGCACAGAGACCCCAGACUGAGCCGCUAAACCUGGGAGCAGAAGGAUAAAUGAGACUGAGAGCCCGUGCCUUGUGCCGCAUGACCCCGAGACAGAGGCAGGCGAUGUGCUUCCUUUAGACCGCCCUUAACCCGAGCCAGCCAUGAAUCACCUGGAGGAGGCGGAGCUGGGGGAGGAGCCUGUCAGCAGCAGGGCGGAGGUGAACGAGGCAGUGGAGGCGGACCUGGAGCGGCCCGAGAUGGGGGAGGAGCUACGGCAGCAGGCCCUGCCCCCUCAGCGGCGCAGGCAGGACAAUGGUACGGGGGUGGGUGUGGAGGGCGGUGCCCGGCCGGGACGACCCCGCCCACAGAACAGCCACGGCACAGAGAACCACCAUCACCACAGUCAGCAACCCGCCAAUGCGCGUUACCGUAGGUAUGACGCCUCGGGCGGCGGCGGGGGAAGCCGCGCCCGUGGCCAGCGGAGACCGAUGGAGGACGUGGAAGCAGAGCAGCAGCAGCACGUCCAGCAGCCCUUGCCGCGCCCAGCCGUGACCCGCUACCGCCGGCAGGGCGACGCUGAGGCGCGUCAGCGGGCGCAGCAGCAGAGGCAAAGGCAGAGACAGCUGCAGCAGAGGGAGGCAGAGAGGGCAGAGCAGCCGCCCCAGGCCCCGCCCCCUCCGCGGGAGCAGGAGGACCCAGAGGAGGACGAGGGCGGCGACUCCGCCCUGGCCCGCUCCGCCAGCACGGAGAGCGGCUUCCACAACCACACGGACCGGGCGGAGGGCGACGCCGUGAUGGCCCUGGAGGCCGACCCGGAGGACGAGAGCGCGUACGGCGUGCCCUUCCGCCCAGAGGCAGAGGAGUACACGGAGAGCGCCGAGGCCGAGCAGCAUGGCGGGGUGGUGCAGCCACGCCCCCACGCCCAGCCCCAGGGCCAGUACCCGCCCCAGCCACCCCCGCUCCCUCAGGAACCCUUGCCGAACGUGGACAGGCCCCUCACCCAGGACGCAGAGGCUCUGAACCCAACCUACUCCAGCUACGUCUACACCCAGCAGCUGUACCGGGGGUCCGGCGGGCGGGGCGAAAGGGUGGAGGGUGCAGACCCCGAGGACGAGCCUUACGCCGAACCGUACGCCGACUAUGGGAUGCAGGAGCACGUAUACGAGGAGAUUGGCGAUGGCCCCGCGCCGGAGGGGGAGGGGACAGGGGAGGGAGAAGGGGAGAGGGAGGCCUCCCAGCGAAACAGGGCAGGGUUCCGCCUCUUCGAGCAGGACAGCUACCGGCAGCAGGAGGCGGUGGGGUCCCGUCUGCACCACUACGACGAGCGCUCCGACGGGGAGUCGGACAGCCCCGAGAAGGAGGCUGAGUUCGCCCCCUACCCCCGCAUGGACAGCUGCGACCAGGAGGAGGACAUCGACCAGAUUGUGGCGGAGGUCAAGGAGAGCCUGAGCUCCCACAGCCUGGACCGGGCGGCAGCUGGCGAGGAGGAGUGGCUGGAGACGGAACUCAACUCCCAGUGCGAGGCCGAGGAAGGCAAGCCUCCCGAGGGGGAGGAGCUGGAGAGGGAGGAGGAGCCGGAGAAGGAGGAGAGACCGCCCACAGUUAGCCCUCCCGAGGAGUCUGCGAUGGUGAGACACAGCAGGGAGAAGCGGGACGCCAUCUCCCUGGCCAUCAAGGACAUAAAGGAGGCCAUCGAGGAGGUGAAGACCCGGACGGUCCGCUCUCCCUACACACCUGACGAGCCCACUGAGCCCAUCUGGGUGAUGAGGCAAGACCUCAGUCCCACUGGGGAGUGCGACCUGCAGCCACCACUAGGGGGAGAUUCUCCAGGUUCAGGAUCCACCUCUCCUCAGGGGGCAGAGUCCUCCAGCCGACACUCACAUCUGCAGGAGAGGAGUGACAGCUUUGAGUCUCCUUCUCCAGCCAGCAAGGAGUCUCGGAGAAGCCUGGCCUCCUUCCCGACCUAUGUUGAAGUUCCCGGCCCCUGCGACCCUGAGGACCUUAUCGAUGGCAUCAUCUUCGCGGCCAACUACCUGGGCUCCACCCAGCUGUUGUCAGACAAAACGCCUUCCAAGAAUGUGCGCAUGAUGCAGGCUCAGGAGGCCGUUAGCCGGAUCAAGACGGCCCAGAAAUUAGCCAAAAACAGGAAGAAGGCUCCGGAGGGCGAGGCCCAGCCCAUGACUGAGGUGGACCUGUUCAUCUCCACCCAGAGGAUCAAAGUGCUCAAUGCAGACUCCCAGGAGACCAUGAUGGACCACCCCCUGCGGACAAUCUCAUACAUCGCCGACAUCGGGAACAUCGUGGUCCUGAUGGCCCGGCGGAGAAUGGCCCGCUCCAACUCCCAGGAGAACGUGGAGGCCUCUGACCCCGCCCAGGAUGAGAAGCGGCAGUACAAGAUGAUCUGCCAUGUGUUCGAGUCAGAGGAUGCUCAGCUGAUCGCCCAGUCUAUUGGACAGGCCUUCAGUGUGGCAUACCAGGAGUUUCUUCGGGCCAAUGGCAUUAACCCUGAGGACCUGAGCCAGAAGGAGUACAGCGACCUCCUCAACACCCAGGACAUGUACAACGAUGACCUCAUCCACUUCUCCAAGUCCGAGAAUUGCAAAGAUGUUUACAUAGAGAAGCAGAAGGGGGAGAUUUUGGGCGUGGUCAUUGUGGAGUCCGGUUGGGGAUCCAUCCUGCCCACCGUCAUCAUUGCUAACAUGAUGCACGCUGGCCCAGCAGAGAAGUCUGGCCGCCUCAACAUCGGGGACCAGAUCAUGUCCAUCAACGGGACCAGCCUGGUGGGCCUGCCUCUGUCUACCUGCCAGAGCAUCAUAAAGGGUUUAAAGACCCAGUCUCGCAUAAAGCUGAACAUCGUGAGAUGCCCCCCCGUGACCACUGUUCUGAUCAGAAGACCCGACCUCAGAUACCAGCUGGGCUUCAGUGUACAGAAUGGCAUUAUUUGCAGCCUUAUGCGGGGGGGCAUAGCAGAACGAGGGGGGGUCCGCGUCGGCCACCGCAUCAUCGAGAUCAACGGGCAGAGUGUGGUGGCCACGCCCCAUGAGAAGAUCGUUCACAUCCUGUCCAAUGCUGUCGGAGAGAUUCACAUGAAGACAAUGCCAGCUGCCAUGUACCGCCUGCUGACCGCCCAGGAGCAGCCAGUUUACAUCUGAGGCCAACCGGACUCCCCGCCCUUUGUCCCCUGACCUUGUCACUACUGGAACCCAGACCUCCCCUCCCCCCUGCUCUCUUUGAGGCUGUUGUGGUCUCGUGCAUCGUGCUGCAUUUCCGUGUCUACUGCUUACAUCUGUCCCACCCCUUCACUGUGUGUGUGUGCGCAUGUGUGUGUGUGUGUGUGUGUGUGUGUGUGUGUGUGUGUGUGUGUGCAUGUGUGUCAUAUUCUGUCUUGCAACUACCCAUUCCUCCUCUUCUCUUAACUCAUUUAUUUUUAUUCCUUCAUUUGCCACUGGCAUGUUUCUCCCAAGGUUAAUUUUUACCUAAGCACAACACACAGGCACACACACACACACACACAACACACACACACACACACACACGCGCACACACAC
Messenger RNA from Megalops cyprinoides (Indo-Pacific tarpon), 3814 nucleotides. RefSeq names its product amyloid beta (A4) precursor protein-binding, family A, member 1a (gene apba1a). The transcript has 14 exons. Gene Ontology annotation, biological process: chemical synaptic transmission. The record is from RefSeq and is a predicted model, not a curated record. Gene Ontology annotation, molecular function: protein binding; amyloid-beta binding. Gene Ontology annotation, cellular component: dendritic spine; cytoplasm; plasma membrane. NCBI's taxonomy places the organism in Eukaryota, Metazoa, Chordata, Actinopteri, Elopiformes, Megalopidae. The coding region runs from base 428 to 3418 and encodes 996 amino acids.